This is a messenger RNA of Hyaloscypha bicolor E, 825 nucleotides long. RefSeq names its product ras-domain-containing protein. The record is from RefSeq and is a predicted model, not a curated record. Bases 1 to 825 code for a protein of 274 amino acids. Gene Ontology annotation, molecular function: GTPase activity; GTP binding. Gene Ontology annotation, biological process: small GTPase-mediated signal transduction. NCBI's taxonomy places the organism in Eukaryota, Fungi, Ascomycota, Leotiomycetes, Helotiales, Hyaloscyphaceae. The transcript is spliced from 3 exons.
AUGGCGACGCAAUAUCAGAAAAACGAAUUCCAGUACAACCGACGUUCAGAUAUGUCGGAAAAAUACGAAGCACCAAGAAGGAAGCCAACACGUCGAGAGCAAGGUGCCAGAGCCUCCGACGGCACUGUCAGCACCAUGAUGAGCGGCUCUACUGGUAGAGAGUCAUUGGCUACGCAUGUUACAGAGGGACCAGCGUACUCGAAGAAGAUCGUUGUCGUCGGUGAUGGAGGCUGCGGAAAGACGUGCCUUCUGAUCAGCUAUAGCCAGGGUUACUUCCCAGAGAAAUAUGUGCCAACGGUCUUCGAGAACUACAUCGCGUUCCCAACCCAUCGGUCAAGCGGCAAGACAGUCGAGUUAGCCCUUUGGGACACGGCCGGUCAAGAAGAGUACGAUAGACUACGACCGCUUUCGUAUCCAGAGACCGAUCUUCUCUUUGUUUGCUUUGCCAUUGAUUGCCCUAAUUCGCUCGAGAACGUCAUGGACAAGUGGUACCCCGAGGUCCUUCACUUCUGCCCUUACACUCCUCUCAUUCUCGUCGGUCUCAAAACAGAUCUCCGAACGAAACGUACCUGCAUUGACCUCCUCAAAACCCAAGGACUGACCCCGGUGACUCAAGAGCAAGGAAUGGGUGUAGCACAAAAGAUGGGAGCACGAUACAUGGAGUGCAGCAGCAAGGAGAUGAGCGGCGUGGACGAUAUCUUCAAUAUGGCAAUCGAUACCAUUGUCGCCAAUGAUCGAAGUAACCAACAAUACCAACAAGAGAAUGGUGGAACAGGCCAGACAGGAGCGAUCAGGAAGAAGAAGCGGAGCUGCAAGAUCCUCUAA